This is a messenger RNA of Frankliniella occidentalis (western flower thrips), 822 nucleotides long. RefSeq lists its product as uncharacterized. The record is from RefSeq and is a predicted model, not a curated record. The coding region runs from base 220 to 822 and encodes 200 amino acids. The transcript is spliced from 6 exons. NCBI's taxonomy places the organism in Eukaryota, Metazoa, Arthropoda, Insecta, Thysanoptera, Thripidae.
AGUUGCAGAUGUCCACCUACCUCCGAGACGAGUCCGAGGACGACUCUUAUCGAGGUUCGGCCGUAUCGCCUGCAUUAUCAGUCUGCUAUCGCAUCGCCCACGGACGGCUCACAUAGGUGCGCAAGACCCAUAUGGAUCGCAAAUCAAGAAGACGUAGUGAGCAGACACUCCAGUCUAGACCAUCAUCCUAACCCCUCAAUCGUCAUUUGCAACACAACCAUGCCCUGUAGCAUCUGCGACGAGGAGUACAACCAGCAGGAGCGUGAACCUAAAGUAUUGCCGUGCGGGCACACUGUGUGCCUGCGGUGCCUUCAGCAAAUGCAGCACUGGCAAUGCCCAACGUGCCGCAAGUCUUACUCUGGUCCGCCCGAAUCCCUCCCGAAAAACUUUGAACUUCUCGAAUUGAUGGAACGGCUUCGAAUCCAAGGAAACAACACCAGGUUUUCCUACGGACGGUGCAAGGGGUGCCGAGCCCCUGCCACAACGCUGUGCUGGGACGUGCACGAGGUCUGGAACACCAAGGCCGCACUGGAUCAUUACCUGCACUUCGACGUGCUGUCGCUUGCCUCUGCCAGUCUCAAGGACCUGCAGACAGAGUGCAAGGGGGGGGGGGGGAGGGCCAUGAGGGCCAUUACGUUACUGGACCGCGAGUCCUGGGAGCUCACCCUGCGGGGCGGCGACCACGUGCUAACGGGGGUCGUGGGGACGACCAUGGACCCUCUGAUCAAAGCUAUGUGCCUCAUUAUGGCGGCAAGGGUCGACCUCACCCAGGAAGGCGCCUACGACGCCUGUUCUGGCCAACCACAACGCCAGGGUUCCUGA